ACAUAUGCGGAUAUGAUGUACACUGCAAGUCGUUCCUCCCGCAUACGUGCAACUAUGUUUCCUGAAAAUGAAGCCGGACCAUCUUCCAGUAUACCUUCUCGUACCACUAUUGUAGAACAGAUGGCCGUUCCAACUCGUUUGCUAAAAACGGCUGUGGUUGACCUUCUUGCAUUCGAAGGGUCUUCCGACAUCAGUGCUCUUCCCGUCCCUGAUCUAAUCGAUCUAAUUUCUGACCGUGACGAGGCAGUGGUGGCACGCGCGGUGCAGCGUGUAUAUCUCAUUUCUAAGGAAGAUCGUAGCAUUGUUUCGUAUCCGUGUACUUUGUUACAUAUUUUCUUAUCCAGAAGCGACAAUAUGAAUGUGAAACGCGAUGCUAUUGGAGCACUAAGCCAUAUUUCCGAACAUCCUCAAGGGCGAAUGCAGAUAUUUCGAUCUGGUGGUGUAGCGGAAUUGAUUCGAAUGCUCUACUGCCCACUAGAUACGGUGGUCCAAUACGCUGUAACUACUCUUCGCAAUCUUCUAAUGCAUGUGGACACUGUGAAGGCUCAAGCUCGUAUACUUGGAGCGAUAGAAGCACUUGCACCUUUGCUCCUUAAAAGCAAUUGGAAAUUCCUCGCACUCGUAGCUGAUAGUCUUUACUUUCUUCUUUUAGAUGAUCCACAGUCAAAAAUCGUGUUUCUGUCUCUGGGCGGACCGCAGACACUGGUUCAAAUUCUUAACCACUACACAGACUUUCCUAAAUUAAUGUAUACUGUUAUUCGUUGUGUAAGAUCAUUGUCAGUGUGUCAACAGAACAAAGCGGCUCUUAUUAGCCUUGGAUGCCUACCGGCAUUGUACAAGGAAAUGUGCGCAGCCACGGAUGAUCGAGUAUUGUUGGCAAUACUUGUGGCGUUACGAAAUCUUUCAGAUGCGGCUACAAACGAAGAUAACUUAGCACCUCUGGUGGUCAGACUGUUAGAGAUCAUUCGUGUCGCUGAUGCUGCCCAGACAUCGUGUGCUUGUGGAAUAUUAAGUAAUUUGACUUGCAAUAAUGUUCGAAACAAGCAGACAUUGUGUUCUAAUCGUGGGGUUGAGUCUCUAGUAGAGGCAAUUAAUCGCUUUCCGGACGUUGAAGAAGCGACAGAACCUGCACUGUGUGCCCUUCGUCACUGCACUGCUAGACACUCAUUUGCUGAACAGGCUCAGCAAGAGCUUCGUUUGUGUAGAAGCUUUCCAAUACUUCUGCAGUUGUUGGCAACUCUUCGCGCUCCAGUGAUUAAAGCGGCUCUUGGUGUUAUUCGUAACUCUGCACUUCUUCGCGCUAACCUCGUAGAACUCACGCAGAUUACAUUAGACAUCAGUAAGAUUUCCAUAGCAUCUACACUUCAUAUAAAAAUUAUUUUGGGAAACUGUUGUAUCGCUAACAGUGGAUAUCCUUGGUCUGCCUAUAUGGGGCGUGGUGGAAGGUUUUUUCUAUACUUAUUAUUUAGAAGCGAUGUGAGUAUGGAACAUUUCCUUGAUAUUUUCUGUCAGUUUUGUUGUUUAAAUAUUGAGGACGAACUUCUCGAACGUGAACUGUUGGGGCUUCUGUACCAGUUGAGUAAAACUGCGGAAGGCGCAAGAAAUGUUGAUGAUGCUGGUAUCGGACUGAGUUCUUUGAGUUUCAUAUACUUUUUGAAACAAGCAAGUGUUUUUACUUGUGUUUUUAGGUUAAUUCGACUGCUCUUUUCUAAUAAACUCAGCUGGUUUGAUACUGAUCUGUAA
This is a messenger RNA of Angiostrongylus costaricensis, 1743 nucleotides long. The record is from the annotation of a GenBank genome assembly. Lineage: Eukaryota; Metazoa; Nematoda; Chromadorea; Rhabditida; Metastrongylidae.